GUUUAAACCUGGCGCUCCGCGCACGGGUAGGUGAGCGCCCUCCCCCGAGUGGUCAGGGCGCCGCCGAGUCGCCAGCGCGGCUGGAGGGCUGCGGGCUCCGCGGUCACCAUGCGACCCGAGGCGGCGGCCGGAGCCCGGGACGAGCGGGGGCACGUCUGUCACUGCCCCGCGGACGGUCCCCGGAGGCCAUCGCCGCAGCCGCGCGAGCCGGAGAGCCUUGCACCAUGGAGACCUUGGACUCUGACACCCCGCGAUGCUGAGCUGACCACAAGUGGAAGCCCGCUUGAACCUGCGGGUGACCAGCAGGCUUCUGGAUCAAAGGGGGCCUUCGGGUUUCAGCACCCUGUAAGACUUUAUUUACCCAUUUCAAAGCGUCAAGAAUAUCUGCAGAGUUCCGGGGAGAAGGUGCUGGCCAGUUUCCCAGUGCAAGCCACGAUUCACUUCUACAACGAUGCAUCCGAUUCAGAGGAAGAGGAGGAGGAAGAAUCCCAGGCCUCUGACCUUCAGUGCCAGGAUGCAGAGCAGGCCGAAAGCGCCCAGGAGCAGAGGGCAGAGAGCAGCUGAUCCCCCCGGGACGGGGAUCUGGAGGCCUCGGUGGGAAGGGUCCCCUCGCCCACGGCCACUGUCCUGGGAGUACUGAGCACUCCUCAUCCAAGUAAACGGGGCCUCUCUCCGCACCCAGCCGCCUCACCCUUGCUCGUGGGGACAGCCAUGCCAGGACACUCUGCAUUUCCCCAGGGUGCACAGGGGAUUGGGACAGCUUUCACUGCCUCUGGUGAGCACUCGCUCAAGACAGGAACUCAGCUUUUACUUCUUCUGUGACUCUUCUUCAGGGCACUCAUGCUGUUGAGAAAGAAUUCUAGGACCAAGUGAAGGUUUGCAUCAACAGGGGUCAUUAUCCUGUAGGGCCAGCUUUCAAAGCACAUUCAGCAUUCAACACGGUCACUCUGCUGAUCAAAUGACAAAUAAUUCCAAUACAGAUUAGUAACCAGCCCAUGCCUCUUACCCAACCUGAGAUGCAUCAUUGAGCUGUGUCUGCUUCUGCGACAGUGAAAUUGUCUAAGUCGCCUAGUGGCAGCCUAGAAAUGUCUAUUCAUGAAAAACAAACAAAACACUGAAUAAUUUCCAUAA
This is a messenger RNA of Manis javanica (Malayan pangolin), 1131 nucleotides long. It is a transcript of the gene RIPPLY3, whose product is annotated as ripply transcriptional repressor 3. Gene Ontology annotation, biological process: embryonic pattern specification; negative regulation of transcription by RNA polymerase II. Gene Ontology annotation, cellular component: nucleus. Lineage: Eukaryota; Metazoa; Chordata; Mammalia; Pholidota; Manidae. The record is from RefSeq and is a predicted model, not a curated record.